Mizuhopecten yessoensis (Yesso scallop) is the source of this 695-nucleotide messenger RNA. RefSeq lists its product as uncharacterized. The annotation marks the transcript as partial. The transcript is spliced from 3 exons. Lineage: Eukaryota; Metazoa; Mollusca; Bivalvia; Pectinida; Pectinidae. The record is from RefSeq and is a predicted model, not a curated record.
ACCCAGAAUAAAGAAACCAGUGAAGAAGAUGGGACAUAUUUGAAACACCGAAUUCUGUCACCAGAUUCGAGAGUAGUACCCACAUACACUGAUCGAACCAGACAGGAAACUCUUAAUGGCCAGACAGAUUUGCUUGACACUCAGGAACGUGAGACAUUGCCUCCAAGGACACCAGUAAAAGCGCGAAGAGGUAGACCAAGUAGGAGGCAAAAUUAUCAAUAUCGACGUGACAGAGUUGUGUCCCCUGAACAUUCCAACAUUUUUGAGAACUACAGCAGCUUUACUUCAGAGAAUUUCCACCACCAGGGUCACCAUGGGACCGUAGAGCAUGCUAGCUUCCAUAGCCGGGAGAGAACACCAGUACAGAACAGGAAACGAGGACGGGACUCGACCUCCAGGUCAAGGACACCUGCUAGGUCAACAAAACAACGACUUUUUGAGACGCACAGUGGAUUUACACCUGUCAAACUGCCUGAUGUAGUACCAGUAACACCAGGGACGCCUAGAUCCAACCCACCACAGAAAUCUCCCUUCACAGCUCUCAGCUCGGACAACCAUCCACAAGAUAGCCCACCAAGAGAUGAGAUUUGUAUGGCGCCGGACCUGUUAUUUAGCCCUCUGGACACCGCAAAACUGUUGUGUACAGAGUCUAUGGAUCUCAUGGACUUAGAUGAUGGACACCAGCCCAAUGAAAA